Danio aesculapii is the source of this 1801-nucleotide messenger RNA. RefSeq names its product zinc finger protein 239. The record is from RefSeq and is a predicted model, not a curated record. Gene Ontology annotation, biological process: regulation of cytokine production; regulation of immune system process; negative regulation of transcription by RNA polymerase II. Bases 574 to 1674 code for a protein of 366 amino acids. NCBI's taxonomy places the organism in Eukaryota, Metazoa, Chordata, Actinopteri, Cypriniformes, Danionidae. The transcript is spliced from 5 exons.
UGAAACAAUAGGAGAAGUAGCCGUCACAAUCACCAGCUCAACCCAACGCAGAGUCUUCAGAGUUUGAGAACACAAGACUAUCAAUGAUGAAGUCAAUGUGGUGUAUUUAUUAGUCUGGAUCAAGAUCUACAUCCUACACUGGGGGUGAAUCUGCUGAAAUAUUAGAUUAUUUAACACCAAAUAAAACAACAGAUUUCCUCCUCCAUACACACAGCAAUUCUCCCUCAGUGAAGCUCAUAUUACAUUGAUUAUCAGUAAAUGAUGAAAUAUCACCAUCAACCAGCAAGUGAAGAAUAGCUUAUGAAGGAACAGUGAGAAUAUGAGUGAUACAGAAUCCUGCACAAUAAAAGUGGAAGAUGUUGAAGAACAAACAGGGUUGGAGCUGAACUCUGCAGGAGGGUAUAUCUCCAGGAACAGGGUUGAGCACCCCUGCCUUAAACAGUUAUAUCAGACCUGCUAAAUGAAAACAAAGAGAAGGAAGAACCGGUUAAAAGGGGUGAGAAAAAUGACAUCAAAACUGCAGAAAAACGGCAAAAUCUUUCGUUGAAAAGAAAAGACAAUCUUAAACUUCAAAUGAAGAUUCAUAGAGAAAUGAAGCCGCACACAUCUGAGAAGAUUCGCACAGGAGAAGAAGCCCUUACGAAUAACAUGAAAAUCCACACUGAGGAUACAGUGAACGAUUGUGAUGGGACUUUCACAGAUAAGGGAGAUCUUAACACACAAAUCUUAACUCAUAUUGGAAAGAAGUACACAUGUGAUUUAUGUGGGAAGAGCUUUCGUGAUCCAAGUACUUUAAAAAUCCAUCAUAAAAGGCACAAAGGUUUGAGGGAUCAGAUUUGCUCUACGUGUGGCAAGACCUUUUUUACAAAUAGCGCUUUAAAAGAUCACCAGUUAGUUCACUCUACAGAAACGCCUUAUAAGUGUUCAUACUGUGACAAAAGAUUCAAACGGUCACAAUAUGUGAAAAUACAUGAGAAGAUCCACUCUGGAAUACAGCCGUACACGUGUGAUCAGUGCGGGAAGAGUUUCAAAUAUAAAAGAGCUCUAGCUUUACAUGGCAUAAUCCACACCGGAGAGAAGCCGUUCACAUGUGAUCAUUGCGAGGCGAGUUUUGCCAGAAGGGACGGCCUUGUUAAUCACAUGAAACUCCACACCGGAGAGAAUCUGCACAAAUGUGAUCAGUGUGGGAAAAGUUUCAGAAGGUUCAGUGUUUUUAAAGAGCAUCUGCUUACUCAUACUAGAGAAAGAAUCUAUAAAUGCGACCAGUGCGAUAAAAGCUUUUUUAGGCCAGGUUUCCUGAGGGACCACCUAAAAAUUCAUACAGAUGAGAGGCCAUACGUGUGUUAUUUGUGUGGGAGGAGUUUUCGUUAUACGAGUGCGUUAAAAUUACACCAGAAAAGGCACGGCGGUGUGAAGGAUCAUGCUUGCUCCGAGUGUGGGAAGACGUUCAUUACACAUAAAUCCCUAAAAGAUCACCAGUCAGUUCACACUACAGAAACACCUUAUAAAUGUUCAUACUGCGACAAGAGAUUUAAACGGUUACGAUAUAUGAAAAUACAUGAGAAGAUCCACACUGGAGAACAGCCAUACCAGUGUAAUUUAUGUGGGAAAAGGUUCACUUAUUCUGCUACUCUGUACAGUCAUAAAAAACGAGCAUGUCAGAAAGCACAGUAAGUAGUUUUGAGUUCUGCUCCUGUGAAUUUUAAUGUGAUUUUGCCUAGAGCUAAUAAUUUUGGUAAUCGAUCACGUUUUGUAGUUAAUUAAAAUUUACCAGUUGUGACUUAAUAAAACAAGGUAAUCA